Messenger RNA from Alternaria arborescens, 678 nucleotides. RefSeq lists its product as hypothetical. Gene Ontology annotation, cellular component: nuclear body; RecQ family helicase-topoisomerase III complex. The record is from RefSeq and is a predicted model, not a curated record. The transcript has a single exon. Lineage: Eukaryota; Fungi; Ascomycota; Dothideomycetes; Pleosporales; Pleosporaceae. The coding region runs from base 1 to 678 and encodes 225 amino acids. Gene Ontology annotation, biological process: resolution of meiotic recombination intermediates; double-strand break repair via homologous recombination.
AUGGCAGCUAAUAUCGCAGCUGAGCUAACACAGCACCUAAAUGCGCGACAUCUCUAUCCUACCGCAGCAUGGCUGCAAGGCUUCCUCUCCACAACCCGACCGAACACGCCAUUGCCCGCCAUCAAGCAGACCGCCCACUUCCGCCUACUAGCCACCGACAUUACCACGUCGCUCAGUCAGCCUGCAGCAUCGUUAUUUCCCAACGAUGUACUAAAAGGCACGAUUCAGUCUCGUAUCGUCCCCGGCCCAGUUGUCUGUCAAGUGCUCGACGUCGAAGACAUUGGCCACUCGCGUUGGUCCCAGGUAGAAUCUAUCGAAGCGCAAGAGCGGGGUGAAAUGACAAAAGGGAGAGAGAUUGUGCGUGUUGUAGAACAAGAAAACGAGGGGACUGUUGAGGCUGCAGCACCCAUGCAGAGCAAAGGUCCUUUCAAGCUGCUACUGCAGGAUGCUAAAGGACUCAAGAUCUAUGCGAUGGAUCUGCGAGGCAUUGACGGGCUCAACACAAACAUGGCCAUGGGUGCCAAACUUGUACUGCGUAAUGUUGAUGUAAGAAGAGGCGUCGUUAUGCUUGAGCCGAGCAAUGUUCAGAUGUUAGGCGGAAAAUUGGAGGCACUUGACAAGGCUUGGAAAGAGGGGAGGAAAGAAAGGCUUAUGGCAGCGGCUAAGGUGACAGGAUAG